Gopherus evgoodei (Goodes thornscrub tortoise) is the source of this 1179-nucleotide messenger RNA. RefSeq names its product negative elongation factor complex member E (gene NELFE). The record is from RefSeq and is a predicted model, not a curated record. Gene Ontology annotation, molecular function: RNA binding. The transcript has 11 exons. Bases 161 to 1126 code for a protein of 321 amino acids. NCBI's taxonomy places the organism in Eukaryota, Metazoa, Chordata, Testudines, Testudinidae. Gene Ontology annotation, biological process: negative regulation of transcription elongation by RNA polymerase II. Gene Ontology annotation, cellular component: NELF complex.
CCGCUAAUAGGACGCGGAGCGGGAGGCGCCUGCGCAGUACAGCGGGGGGCGGGGCAGCGCGGAGCAGCCACCGACGGACAGCGGCGAGGGCAGGACCCGCAGUGCCAGCGCCCGGCCCCGAGGCAGCGCCAGGGACUCACCCCGGAACAGCCCCCCCGCCAUGCUCGUCCUGCCCCCCGCCCUCACGGAGGAGGAGGAGGCCCUGCAGAAGAAGUUUGCUAAGCUGAAGAAGAAGAAAAAGGCUCUUCUGGCUCUAAAGAAGCAACAGAGUUCGACCAGCCAGGCCAGCCAGGGAGGCAUUAAACGCUCCAUCUCGGACCAACCGGUGGUGGACACGGCCACGGCCACGGAGCAGGCCAAGAUGCUGGUGAAGACGGGAGCCAUCAGCGCCAUCAAGGCGGAGAACAAGAACUGCGGAUUCAAGCGCUCGCGGACGCUGGAGGGGAAGCUGAAGGACCCUGAGAAGGGACCAGCCCCCACCUUCCAGCCCUUUCAGCGCAGCCUGUCAGCCGAUGACGAAUGCCAGGAGUCCCGGCGCCCCCAGCGGAAAUCCCUGUACGAGAGCUUCGUGAGCUCCAGCGAGCGCCUGCGGGAUCCCGAGAAGGAGCCGGAGGACGAGCGGGACCUUGAGAAGGAGCCGGAGCGCGGCGAGGGGCUGCACACCUUUGAGUGGGACUACGACCGGGACCGCAGCCGGGAGCGGAGCCGCGAGAGGGACCGGGACCGCGAGCGGGACAGCAGCUUCCGCAGGUCGGACUCGUUCCCGGACCGCCGCGCCCCGCGCAAGGGGAAUACGGUUUACGUGUACGGCACCGACAUGACCCAGAGCCUCCUGCGCGGAGCCUUCUCCCCCUUCGGCACCAUCAUCGACCUCUCCAUGGACAACCCCCGCAACUGCGCCUUCGUCACCUAUGAGAAGAUGGAGUCAGCGGAUCAGGCCAUCGCUGAGCUCAACGGGGCCGUGGUUGAGGACGUGCAGCUGAAAGUCAGUAUCGCCCGCAAGCAGCCCAUGCUGGACGCGGCCACUGGGAAAUCUGUCUGGGGAUCACUGGCCGUGAAGAACAGCGCGAAGGGCUCCCACCGGGACCGGCGCCCGCAGGUGGUCUACAACGAGGACCUGUUCUGAGCCCGGGGGGGGGGGGGCUCGUUAGCACCUUAAUAAACCCACUGAAACAGCAU